Messenger RNA from Plasmopara halstedii, 2220 nucleotides. RefSeq names its product camkk camkk-meta protein kinase. Gene Ontology annotation, biological process: protein phosphorylation. The transcript is spliced from 21 exons. The coding region runs from base 1 to 2220 and encodes 739 amino acids. Gene Ontology annotation, molecular function: protein kinase activity; ATP binding. The record is from RefSeq and is a predicted model, not a curated record. Lineage: Eukaryota; Oomycota; Peronosporomycetes; Peronosporales; Peronosporaceae.
AUGACCAGCACGGCACAAGACUCAUCCGAGAACGAUUCACGUCAAGACUUUAACGAAGAGCUCAUUGCAUGGAGACAGGAGACACGCCACUUUCUGCUAAAUGACGCGAUAAGACUCACUAAUUACGCUGCGCUUGAAUUGAAACGCAUUGACUUUAUCUGGGGUCGCAUCCGAUUUGAGCGCAGUGUUGUGUCUCCCGCUAUCAAGGCUGACGUCCGCGUCGAAGGUCAUCUUGUGGUGUCUACGAAGGCAGAAGUUAAGCUGACUAGAGCUCAGCGCAAUGCGCCGAUUAAAAUUGUUCUUCAGCAAUACUGCGUAUUGAAUCAAAUCCUCGAAUUUCAUGGAAUCUUGCAAAGCCUAGUGGAAGUUCUUACGGAAAUCGAAGAAUUUAUCGAUGAGCAGCGUCACGACGUACUGGAUGACCGGUCCAGCAACGACGAUGUUGAUGUCUACGUGGACAUUUUGAAGUACACCUUUGAGAACCUCGAUAUCAUAUGUCAGAAGUUACGGGACGCUGCUAGUGUCUUGCGAUUACCCAGCCGACGUCGGUUUCCGUAUUGCUCCCAUGUCGAUCUUAGCUUUAAGCCCGCUCUUCCGUCAGAAGUCAUCGUAGAUUUUUCCAUUCACCGUGGAGAACUCCUCGUGGAAGCUUUUGGUCUGGCGGCCUCUCAAAAGGUAAUCACCGAUAUUUCGGAGGGCUGUGCAUCGAGAGAUGAAUUUAUCGGCUGUAUUUGUGUUUUUCGUGGACGAAAGGUCGAGAUAGUGGAGUAUGCACGUGUCUCUAUGCCGAUUCCACAACUAGAGGAAAUGCUGGUCCGACUGGAUGACCAGAUAGCGUGGCUGUUACAUGUUCGAGAUAAUGUCAAAGCGCUGCUCGACUCCACACCUUUUGACUGUGACGACCAAUGCAUUCCACAUCUACUGUAUUCGAGCCAACAUAUUAGCGAUGAUCGAAAGUUUCCAGUUUCAAAGCUAAUCACGCCAUUACGAAAGCGAGGGCAGUCGUUUCGAGAGACAAGAAGAGUGAAUGUCACUGUCGAUGCUGACGGACGGUGGCAUUUAAAUCAAUACACGUUUAUGGAGCAGUUAGGAAAAGGGGCUUAUGGUGUUGUGUAUAAAGUAAUUUGUAACGAGACGAAAAACAUGUUUGCCGCGAAGUGUAUGAACAAGAAGGCUCUCCAGCGAAUCCGAGUCGGUCGUUUCGGUAACGCCUUGCAAUCCAUUACAAAGGAGCUCGAAAUUUGGAAACAAUUGAAGCACCGACAUAUCGUAGUUUUGCGCGAAGUCAUUACCACGGAUGACUGCGACGAAUUGUACAUGAUCAGUGAGUUGAUUGACGGAGGUCCGGUGCUCAAUGAUGCCAUAUUGUGUACCCCACUAAAAGCAGAUCUGACUAAAACCUACUUUACGCAUCUGAUUGAAGGAAUUGCCUUUCUACACAAAAAUAAGAUAAUUCACCGUGACAUUAAGCCGGGAAAUUUGCUUCUUAAGACGAAAAAUAAACAUGGAGCUAUCCUCAAGAUUGCCGACUUCGGUGUGUCACACGAACUUGAACAUGAUAAUGAGGUCAUGCGGCAAACUGCCGGAACUGCCAUAUUUAUGGCUCCAGAGAUGCUUACUGGAGGUAGCUUUCACGGAAAGCCUGCUGAUAUCUGGGCUUGCGGAGUUACACUUUUCAUGUUCGUCUACGGGUAUCCGCCGUUUAUCGCCCAGACAGUGACAGUAUUGUAUAACAAAAUCCAGAACGAAAUUGUCAAGUUUCCGACCCGUGUCGGCGACCGCGUGAUAGAGGAUGAACUUAUUGACCUAAUGCAACAUAUGCUUGAAAAGGAUCCAACGCAGCGUUACACAAGCCAGCAGAUCCGAUCACAUCCGUGGGCAUGGCGCGAAUUUCAAAUCUCUGCUUUUAAUUGCGUAAUUCAACCAGAAGAGCGGAUACUGCCUCUUUACAAAAUUUUAAGGAGCCUUACAGGCAUUGCAUCACUUGGUAAAACAUGUAUGCAAAAGCUAUUCUCUCGGUCAAGUAUCGUGUAUCCAGCAGUUUCGUCUUGUUCAUCGCUCGCAAGUGCCAUCUCAAGCUUCAAGGACAACAAUAUCAUGUACAAGCCUUGCGAAAUCGCGCGCUCUAAUCAGCUCUUACUCAGCAUGUACAUUUCGUCGGUGUGGUGGACGACAUUGCAAAGUCAAUAUUUCGCUAGCGAUGUACCAUCUUGUUCAUGA